UUGCCUGACCUGUUCCCAUCGUGGAUGGUCUCGACACCUCAUCUUCUCAGCCAUGUCGUACAGUGCAGGUUUUGGGGAUCCGAACCAGCUAGCCCAGCGCAUCACUUCUAACAUCCAGAAGAUCACCCAGUGCUCUGCUGAAAUACAGAGAGUUCUGCAUCAGCUUGGAACACCACAGGACACACAUGAGUUGAGACAGCAGCUGCAGCAGAAGCAGCAGUACACGAACCAGCUUGCCAAAGAAACUGACAAAUACAUUAAAGAGUUUGGAUCUUUGCCCGCUACAACCGAACAGCGUCAAAGAAAAAUACAGAAAGAUCGUCUUGUGGGGGAGUUCACUACAGCAUUAACAAAUUUCCAAAGACUCCAAAGGCAAGCUGCUGAGAAAGAAAAAGACUUCGUAGCCAGAGUCAGAGCCAGCUCAAGAGUAUCGGUAAGUAUCAGAAAGUACAGCUACAAAGAAGGAACACUUGUCUCGUGGGACAGUCAACCCCAAGCACAAGUACAAGAUGAGGAGAUUACAGAAGAUGACCUGCGCCUCAUCGAGGAGAGAGAAUCUUCCAUUAGGCAGCUUGAGGCAGAUAUUAUGGAUAUCAAUGAAAUUUUCAAAGAUUUAGGAAUGAUGAUUCAUGAACAAGGUGAUGUGAUAGACAGCAUAGAAGCCAAUGUGGAAAAUGCAGAUGUACAUGUCCAACAGGCAAACCAGCAGCUGGCAAGAGCGGCGAACUAUCAGCAAAAGUCACGAAAGAAAAUGUGCAUCCUCAUUUUUAUACUUGCUAUUGGAGUGUUGAUUAUUGGAAUUAUCAUAUGGGCGACAACAAGAUAAGUCUUUAUGGAGAG
Molecule: messenger RNA, 840 nt
Organism: Tinamus guttatus (white-throated tinamou)
Lineage: Eukaryota; Metazoa; Chordata; Aves; Tinamiformes; Tinamidae
Source: RefSeq, a predicted model, not a curated record